UCAUUUCCUCUGGGAGUAAAAGCGGCCAAUUAGGUCAUUUAGUUUGUGUUAUUUGACUUAGUAAAUCUGUUAUUUUCUGUUAGUUAGUGUAAUUAUGUAGACAUGUUGUGUUUUCUUUCUCUGUGUGAAAAUGAUUUGACUUUGUGCAUAUAUUCAUCUGUGUUGUUCAGUUCUCACGGCUAAUCAAAGUCAAUCAAGUUGUGUGAUUAAAGCCCGUAAAAUUCCCAUGAUAUAGCCUCUUGAAGUGGAACCUUCUCAAUCUUUCUACUGCUGAUUUCCUUCACUUGACCUCUUCGGUAAAUAAAUUGUAGAAGGCCAUGAAUAUAUGAAUCAGUGUCCAGAGAAUGGGCCACCUGCAGUUGGAUGGCUCGGCAGUUCAGACAUGUGAAAAGGAACCAAAUGCCUUUUUCACUUUACCUUUGGUGGGCCCGAAGUAGGGCCCGAAGGUCAGACAUUAUCUGCUCCCUUAUUUUACCACGCUGACUAAGGCAAACAUGACAUUGCUGAAUUAUGGCUCUCGCCUAAGAGUUGGCUUUCAGAAUCCAAUAGUGACGUCAAAGCCUGGACAGCAUGCGAUUUCUCUCGACAUGUCCGGUCAACGCAUGAGUGAAUAUGAGCCUAGACACAUGUCCACUUUUGGGCAGGACUGAUGGAUGCUUCACCUCUUCUGGCAAUGCAGAUCUGCUUAGUCUUACUCCUAUCCUCAGCACACCAUUGACAAGCACAGGGUCAGGUCUGUCAAUUCAGCUGCACUUUUUGACUGUUGUUCCUGUAUUUAGUGCAGUUAUCUCAUCAUCAAAGCUGUGGGUCUGUUCAAAGCGCACCACAGCUUCUGCACAGGCCAUGUUUUCAACGGUUUGGCUUUGAAUGGUCAGCUUGUCUUUUCACUUUUUUGUUUUGUCACUAUGAUCCACCUGUGCCCGAACUGACUUUUGCCCUCUGGCUCUUUCCUGGCACAAGGACUGAAGCUUUCUAAGGGGCCGUUUACAUGGUGAGGCUGUGACACCCAAGACGCAACAAUAGUGUUGCAGAAUGGCCUCGCCUUUAUAUGAUGACAGUGAAAACUUCUUCAUCCUUUGUGCUUUGUUACUAUGAUCCAUCUGUACCCAAGCUGACUUUAGCACUCUGGCUCUUUCCUUGCACAACUGAAGGAGCUUUCUAAGGGCCCGUUUACAUUGUGACGCUGCGACACCAAGACGCAACAAUUGUGUUGCAUAAUGGCCUCGCCUUUAUAUGGUGACAGCGAAAACGGAACGCCAAGAUGCAAACCUUUGAUUCCGGGCUCCAAAGUGAAAAGAUUCGAUUGCACGCCUUGCUCCGCAACCAAGCUCUCGUGCCGAUGACCCAAAACACCGUACGCUGCCAUAGCUGGGCGCAGUAGGGGUGCAAGACCGAGGUAUUCCAACCCUUAUCUCGGACUUAUAGUCGGCCAGCCUACCCGACACUUAGUGCCGCUUAACCGGACCCCGCUGCUCCCCCUGAUGGAUCACGGUCGAAGUCACUCUGGAUUUCCAGAGGAACCUGGUCCGAUUGAGGCUGCUUGCACUGAUAGUUUCCAAAGCAUUGUCCUACCUGCUGCUAAGGAGAUCGACAAGAGAAUUGAUGAAAUGUUCAAGCGUGGCAAAGAAGAUGAGAGCGAACCAUUUUUUGGACCAAUGUGUCAGCUGGAGAGUGACAUCAGGCCUAUGAUCGAGGCUGAAGUCAGACGUCUGAUCCAUUUCACAAAAAAGAAUAGACUCGCCUCUUCAGUGUCAGCUAAUUUGCUUCACACAGAUGGUUUUCUGCAGCAUAUUCGACAGUAUAUAAAGUCUAUUGUCGAAGUCAUUGUCGAAGAUGAGCGGAAGAAGCAGGAGGCACAUCAGGCCUACUUGGGAAGGAAAGAGGAACUCCUUCAGCUCAUUCAGUGGGAAGAAUAUAAGCAGGCUAUGGAGACGGCUCUGUCAAGCAGCGACCGCAGGUUGGUCACUGCUGUGUGCAAGAAAUUAUUGGACGUGAACAUUUAUAACACCCAUCCCUGCCCCUGCCCAUUCGAGCCACUCUAUAUGCUGAUGAUCAUCGAAGAACUGUCAAAGAACCUCGUAACGGACAACAAUUCCCAGGACAGAGCCGACUGUGGGGGCGUUCCCGACGUCACACCUGCAGCUCAUCAACAACAGUAUAAAGACGCAGGCGAUCCACUGGAAGGACGCCGAGAUAUUGAUUCUUGCUGGUCGCCAUUUGACAUCCUUGCAUUUCGAGUAACUUGCUACUUUGGUAAUUUCGCACCCUCCGUGGGUUUUAGUCGCCAGUCGCUUUAGUUUUGUAUGCCUCUACCUUGUGCAGGUAUGUGAGUGUAUUUUAGUUGUUUUAUUGGCUCUGUCUAGCACCUUGGUUUACCCUCGCGUUUGUGUAUUGAUCCCCGUCGACCUCCUGUCACGGACCCGUUUUGUUAUUUCCCCUUUUUGCCGCGAAUGCGUGUUUUUGUUUUGUAUUUAAUAAACCCAUGUACGCUUCCUUCAGUCGUUUGUUGUCUGUUGUGAGGUCCAACCUUGUUUCCGCGUUCGCGGACCCUAACAGAAUAUCU
Messenger RNA from Corythoichthys intestinalis (scribbled pipefish), 2563 nucleotides. Its product is annotated as enhancer of mRNA-decapping protein 4-like. Bases 1482 to 2297 code for a protein of 271 amino acids. Gene Ontology annotation, biological process: regulation of DNA-templated transcription; viral life cycle. The transcript has 7 exons. The record is from RefSeq and is a predicted model, not a curated record. NCBI's taxonomy places the organism in Eukaryota, Metazoa, Chordata, Actinopteri, Syngnathiformes, Syngnathidae.